AUGCUAUUAUUACCGCUAAUCAUCUAUUUGAUGAUUAAUUUAGAAAAAUAUUCCAUUUGCUGUGCUAAAAAGAAGUAUAUAUAUAUUUUAAACAUCGGUAAAUAUACUACUAUUAAAACGUUUUAUACUAUAGAAACAGCUUUAAUAAGAAUGAGGAAACAAUUUACUCUAGUAAAAAAUGAGAAAUGCUUAUUAUUAGACAAGAAGACACCAGAUAAAUUGAAUGAAUAUAAGGUAGAUACCAAAAAAAAAAUUUUUUUUCAUAAUUUAUUUAAUUAUAGUUUAGUAGAUAUGCUAACUAUUCUUAAGUUACUACUACAGAUGGAGAAAAUUGUUUUGUACAAACAUAGUAACAACAUAUCCGUUAAAAUAAAGGAUACGAAAAAAAAAAAUAUUGAUUAUAAAAGUUUAAUUUUUGAUUACACAUUAUUUUUUAAGGAAUAUUUAUUACGAAAUAAGCAUGAAAAGGAUAUGUUAUUUAAGAUGCACGAUUAUUUUGACCUGUAUAAUAGGGGAAAAUUAAAAGAUAAAACAACGAAACGAAGACAAUGUAGUAACCCAAUUUUUAGCCAUAAUAUUAGUAGCAGUGCCCCAAAUAAAAAAGUAUAUUUGAGUAAUAAAAAUAAUGCAAGCUUUACACAUGAUAUAAAGAAGAAAAAAACAUGUUCAAUUAAAUUCAUUUUAAAAAGGAUUAUUAAAAAAUUAGGAAUUUGCAUUAAGGACAAAUGUUAUAUAAAUAAUGUAAAGGGUAAAGAGCUUAUAUUUAAAUUUUAUGUAAAUAAUAAAAAGUUUUACAUUUUUUCUUUUUAUAAGAAGAUAAAAGGAAUUUAUCACUUAUACAGGAAUAUUCUGUAUGUGAAAGGGAAUAAUAAUAUUAAUAAAGAAAUUGCCAUAAUAAAUCUUAUAUUACUUAAUAGAAGGUACUAUGAUCGUAAAAAAAAUUCUCAUAUCGUUAACUCUCUUUAUAUAAAAUAUUAUAUUAAAUAUGACGUCAAUAAACUGUUUCAUAUACCAGAUGAGUUAAUAAAAAAUAGUAGGAAAACGUUGGAGGUGAACAAUUUCAUUUACCUAUCACAAGUUGGGAAAUGCUUUGAUGAAAAAACUGAUGGAAGUGAUUUUUGUUUAAGUAAAAAUGUGGUCAAUUUAGAUGAGUCGGCUAAUAAAAAUACUAUAAAAAAGAGUAUACAUAGACAUACACAUAAUAACAAUAUACGUAUUAAGCUUAUAAAAAUAUAUUUCAAUGGGAAAUUGUUUGUGUCAAUGCCCAUUGUCCUAAUCUACAAUGUAAUUAAAAAUGUCUUUUUUAUGAAUAAUUUCUUUUAUUUUGAUGUUAUGAAUAUUAACCUAACAAAUUUAUAUGCUCUUAAAGAUAUUUAUUUUAAUAAUAAAUUAUUUUUUCAAAAUAACAAUUUUAUUUAUUUAAAUAACCAAAAUAUUAUCUUAAAUAGUGAUGAGCUAAAGGUAGACUUAAAUUAUAUUCUUCUCUUUUAUUUUUUGUAUUUUAAUAAGAAAGAAAACUUACGUGUGCCAGAACAAAUAAACCCAAAUUUUUAUUUUUAUUUUUAUUCAUUGUUAAGAAAUAAAGACAAGGAAAAUUCCAAAAGAAUAAAAAAAAUUGUAUAUAGAGAAGACAAAAAUAUACUUAAUUUUGUUUUCUGA
Molecule: messenger RNA, 1659 nt
Organism: Plasmodium malariae
Lineage: Eukaryota; Apicomplexa; Aconoidasida; Haemosporida; Plasmodiidae
Product: conserved Plasmodium protein, unknown function
Exons: 1
Coding region: 1-1659 (552 amino acids)
Source: RefSeq, a predicted model, not a curated record